Dendrobium catenatum is the source of this 1679-nucleotide messenger RNA. Its product is annotated as eukaryotic initiation factor 4A-3-like. NCBI's taxonomy places the organism in Eukaryota, Viridiplantae, Streptophyta, Magnoliopsida, Asparagales, Orchidaceae. The coding region runs from base 197 to 1441 and encodes 414 amino acids. Gene Ontology annotation, biological process: cytoplasmic translational initiation. The transcript has 5 exons. The record is from RefSeq and is a predicted model, not a curated record. Gene Ontology annotation, molecular function: RNA helicase activity; translation initiation factor activity; ATP binding. Gene Ontology annotation, cellular component: cytoplasmic stress granule.
GACCCAUUCUAUUCUGCUACCACGCCAAGAUUGGAUUGGCGGUUCCGCUUUCUCUCUCUCUCUCUCUCUAUUUAGGCGACGCAGCAGGCUCUGGAGACGCAACCAUCUGUUGAAUCCGAGGCUCGAUCUCGGAUUCAGCAUCCUAACGAUUCCAAUCUCUUAAUUGAUCGGCUUCUCUACGAUCUUAUUCGAAGACAUGGCUGGACUGGCGCAGGAUGGAUCUCAGUUUGAUGGUGCAAAAUAUGAUUCCAAAAUGCAUGAAUUGCUUGCACCACAAGAUGGGCAGGAUUUCUUCACAUCAUAUGAUGAAGUAUAUGAAAGCUUUGAUGAUAUGAACCUCCAAGAAAACCUUCUGAGAGGCAUUUACGCCUAUGGUUUUGAGAAGCCGUCAGCAAUUCAGCAAAGAGGAAUUGUCCCCUUCUGCAUGGGACUUGAUGUCAUUCAACAAGCACAGUCUGGAACUGGGAAAACUGCAACUUUUUGCUCUGGAGUUCUGCAGCAACUUGAUUAUGGACUAGUUGAAUGUCAGGCCUUAGUACUUGCGCCAACCCGAGAACUUGCACAACAAAUUGAAAAGGUCAUGAGGGCACUUGGUGAUUACCUGGGCGUCAAAGUCCAUGCUUGUGUGGGAGGAACUAGUGUUCGUGAGGACCAAAGGAUUUUGUCCGCCGGUGUUCAUGUUGUUGUUGGCACACCUGGGCGUGUGUUUGAUAUGCUGAGAAGGCAAUCUCUUCGCCCUGACUACAUCAAAAUGUUUGUUCUGGAUGAAGCUGAUGAGAUGCUCUCACGGGGCUUCAAAGACCAGAUAUACGAUAUCUUCCAGCUUCUUCCUCCUAAAAUCCAGGUUGGAGUUUUCUCUGCUACCAUGCCACCCGAGGCCCUUGAGAUCACUCGCAAGUUCAUGAGUAAACCUGUCAGGAUACUCGUGAAGAGAGAUGAACUCACCCUCGAAGGUAUCAAACAGUUUUAUGUGAAUAUUGGCAAGGAGGAGUGGAAACUGGAGACCCUCUGUGACCUAUACGAAACCCUUGCUAUUACCCAGAGUGUGAUCUUCGUGAAUACCCGGCGCAAGGUUGAUUGGCUCACCGACAAGCUCAGGAGCAGCGAUCACACAGUCUCCGCCACACACGGAGACAUGGAUCAGAAUUCUCGCGACAUCAUCAUGCGUGAAUUCAGAUCCGGAUCAUCUCGAGUUCUCAUAACAACUGAUCUUCUUGCUCGAGGCAUCGAUGUGCAGCAGGUUUCUUUAGUCAUAAACUAUGAUCUGCCGACCCAACCGGAGAACUAUCUCCAUCGCAUUGGACGAAGCGGGCGAUUUGGAAGGAAGGGCGUUGCAAUAAACUUCGUCACCCAGGAAGAUGAUAGGAUGCUUUAUGAUAUCCAGAGGUUCUACAAUGUGGUGAUCGAGGAGCUGCCAUCGAAUGUUGCCGACCUCAUAUAGGUUCAAGGGGAAUCUCUUUAGUUGAUCAUUUAGGUGUUGAUCUCUGCAAACUUUUUUUUAAACUUGUUUGAGCGGUAGGGAUUGGGAUCAUUGUUCUUAGUUUCUCUAGAUCAAAUUAUUAUUGCUACAUCUUUUGUUUUUCAAUUUUAGAUUUUGUUAUUGUUUCUAGGUCCUGCUGCUUUAGUCUUGUGUCUGAAACAGUUGUUAUGGAUAAGUUAUAUUGUUCUUCUUCUUUUAA